Cladophialophora bantiana CBS 173.52 is the source of this 1728-nucleotide messenger RNA. RefSeq lists its product as uncharacterized. The coding region runs from base 1 to 1728 and encodes 575 amino acids. The record is from RefSeq and is a predicted model, not a curated record. The transcript has a single exon. Lineage: Eukaryota; Fungi; Ascomycota; Eurotiomycetes; Chaetothyriales; Herpotrichiellaceae.
AUGGCAGAGACUCCCAUCAAAAUUAUCUUCCAGUUAGGACAAGGCCAGGGCGGACAGGAUGGUAGCGUAAGUGCCAAAGAACGACGCUCACAUGCUGCUCGCAUUGGCCGCCUUGGUUCGACGCAAGCAGCUGGCAGCACUAUGAACAAGAACCAACCCUCGAAACAUACUGUCCGAUAUCCGGCUCCGCGAACACAAGCUCUCUAUAGACUGAGCGUUCGAAAGCCAAACUACGCAAGCAGUUCCGGUUCUGGCUCCAAAUCCAACGCUUCCGAUAGUUCCAGUUCAUCAGAUGAAGAGAGACAGCUCACACCGCCACCGCUGGUGCUCAAUGGCAACUCAGAUCCAUUCGCCAUGCUACCAAUCAUCAUCACACCACUUGUGAACCAGUGUUUGACAUUCAUGCGAGAGGCGCUAUACCCCAGUAUAUACUACAACUCCUUCUUUCGUCGGCUAUAUGGCAGCUCACAUGGGCCGAUUAACGUUCUACAAGAUAACACCUGGCUACCUGCGCAGACGGCCCGGCAAGACUGGGAGACAGCCGCGGGCAGCCUGACUUCUGAAGGGCAGGCACUGGCCUGUAUUGCUAGCUUCCUCGGCAACAUGGCCCCCUUAAUGCCCGAGGCAGGGCGUCUCAAAAUCCGCCGUGAAGCUCUAAUCUAUACCACCAAGAGCUCGCAGUUAUUGCGAAGAUCUCUGGACAAAUUACCCGAUGCUGGCGGUAAAAGUGUUCUCCUCCGAGAUCCGAGUCUGAUCACCCAUGUCUUCUGGCUGUUCCGCGCCGCCGUGUUCUCUGAAAACAAAUCCUCAGUCGCCGUGCACGGCAAGGUCCUAGCCCAUAGCAUCAUGCGGGGCUUUGAUGAGGGUCUCGUUGACCACUUAAUGAUUAUACAGGCUAUCAAUGCAGACUGUGAUGACGCCACGAAAUUUAUGCGCCGCACCCACUUCGAUCCAGACUGGUACCGGACGAUUAUUCAGCCAAUAUGGGCGAUGGCUGAAUAUAUCCUACCUCCUAUUCCCGAGGCCGCCUAUGUUAACAUCAACCCUACCAUCGAGAUACCUGAAGUGCAAGAGAUAUUUAUCAACUCGCUCCGUCAAGCCGCCUACUGCGAGGAUGGAAUGCAAGUGCCCCACGAAGCAUGGGGUCCACUGGAGCAAAGACAGCUUGCAUUCGCCUGGUUCGUCACACAGAGCGAAUACACCAUGUCAAAACUUCUUCAAAUCUACUUCGAUCUCCGAGACGGUAAUUAUGUACCAUACCAAACUGGAGCUCAGCAGACACCGACACCAGGUCAGCGACUGACGCAGAUGGGGCUGGCGUUGGGAUUACUUUACUACGUUCGCGUUUUGGGCCACGAGACGAAAAUCAAUGGCCAAGACAUUCGAGACUCCUCGCCUGAAAUCAUAAGGCAUUUGAGAUCCACGAUGCAGCAGAUGUCGGUCAUUGCCACCGAAGACGAAAAGCAGCAUUACAGGGAGGCGCAUGCGUGGGUGUACUUUUUGGGCGCAUUUGAAGAGGAACGCAAGGGGAUACCUCCAACGUCGACGUGGUUUCAGCGCCGCCUCGCCGAACACGUCAAUGUCUCGCGCGAGAAGGGCUGGAAUACUUCGUCUAGCUGGAUCGAAUACCGCCGUAUUUUCCGCACGUUCCUUUAUACGGACUGGGCUUACCCUAGUGGUUUCGCAUGGUUCGAUCGUAUCGUCACCAUGCACGCUACGCCAGUAUGA